This is a messenger RNA of Tribolium madens (black flour beetle), 2534 nucleotides long. RefSeq names its product cAMP and cAMP-inhibited cGMP 3',5'-cyclic phosphodiesterase 10A-like. Gene Ontology annotation, biological process: negative regulation of receptor guanylyl cyclase signaling pathway; signal transduction. The transcript has 7 exons. NCBI's taxonomy places the organism in Eukaryota, Metazoa, Arthropoda, Insecta, Coleoptera, Tenebrionidae. The record is from RefSeq and is a predicted model, not a curated record. The coding region runs from base 43 to 2208 and encodes 721 amino acids. Gene Ontology annotation, molecular function: protein binding; 3',5'-cGMP-stimulated cyclic-nucleotide phosphodiesterase activity.
CGUCAUUUCUGAUUUGUUUUUAUAUCUUUUCUGAUUUUAACCAUGAUGGCAGCGCCUGUGAAGGACCUCCCUAAGUCUCCCCGACCCCACUUUUACCGCCAAACUUUUCAAGCAAAAGACGACAAACUUUUGAGUUUCUUCCUCCAGAAAACCCCAAGUGUACUUUUACGUGAACUGUCGUCCUUUUUGACUGAUAGUGUUGACCUUCCCUCUCUUCUUCACGAAACAUGUGAUGUUCUCAAGAACGUCACCAAGGCGUUUGGGGUCACUUUGUAUAUGGUUGACUCCAACAAUAAUGAAAUUUAUUUGACAAAGAAAAAAGUGAGCGAAUGGCCAAAAUACCGGUGGAAAAUCGAACAAGGGACAAUUGUGGCGGCUUUUGUUGCUUAUAAAAAAGAAUACGUAAUGUUGGAUGAUGUAACUCGAGAUGAACGAUUCCCUGAAGGGAUCGCACGAAAGGGUGAAGCAGUCAAAUCAGUACUAUGUGUCCCUGUUGUGACCCCUGAUGGGGAUUGCUUGGCAGUUAUCGAAUUGUAUCGACAAUCAGACCAAGGGUCAUUCUCCAAAGAUGACCUCAAAAUCACCAUCGUGGUCACGGGAUGGAUGGGAGCUGCCAUUCACCAGAACCAGCAAAGAGUCGCUUUGAAAAAACAGCAAGAACUCAACGAAUAUCUCCUUGACUUGACCAAAAACUACUUUUCCGAUACUGUCAUGAUGGAAAAAAUGAUUUCAGAUGUUGUGAAAUUCGCGAAAAAAACAUUAGGAGCCGAAAGAGGCUCGUUUUUUAUUAUUGAUAAAGAAAACGAGGAACUUGUUGCUGAUUUAUUCGAUGAAGGAAUAGACGAACAAGACACAGGUCUGUAUAAGAAAAAUACAAAAAUCAGAUUUGGGAAAGAGAGAGGGAUUGCGGGAUUGGUGGCAAGAACCGGAGUUGCUUGUAACAUUAAAGAUGCUUACAACGAUCCCAGAUUUAACAAGGAGAUCGACCAAAAAACCGGAUUUACUACUAAAUCCAUACUUUGCAUGCCGAUAAUGGGAGUUGAAGGGAUUUUGGGAGUUGUACAAGUUGUUAAUAAAAUAAAUGGCGGGUUUUUCACAAGCACUGAUGAGAAUCUUUUCAAAACUUUUUCUGUGUAUUGCGCAUUAGCUUUACACUACACCAAAGUCAACCAAGAAAUGAACAAAAUGAUGCACGUUAGCAAUAUUUCGUUGAAAUUAUUACGACUUCAGAUUAAACCUUGCAGUCAUGAUAUCGAAGAGUUUAUUCAGCACCCGGAUCCCAAAGUAACUCCAGAUUUUUAUCAGUUCAGUUGGUAUAUUAAUCUUAAUAGUUUCGACCAAAUGCCCCAAUAUUGUCUUUAUAUGAUACUCCAAGUGGUGCACGUGUCGGAAAUCAAUAUCAAAAAUAUGAUGCAGUUUAUUUUAUCGGCGAGAAAAUUGUACCGGAAUAACCCUUAUCACAAUUUUGAGCACGCUUUCAAUGUGUGCCAUUGCAUGCAUGCGAUUUUGAGGCGCAAUUUGAAAAAAUUUUCGGUCGUUGAGUUGAAAGCGUUGAUAAUAGCGGCAUUAUGUCACGAUUUAGACCACGGAGGUUUCACUAAUAAUUUUCUGCAAUUAAUCAACGACGACUUGUCGCAACUUUACGACGAAUCUUUUUUGGAAAAUCACCACUUUCGUGUGACUAUGACAAUUCUGAAUGAUUGCGAAAUUUAUAGUAAUUUGUCGGAAACCACGUACAAAAUAAUUUCAAAGGAGAUAAAAGAAGCCAUUUUGGCAACUGAUUUGGCGUUGUAUUUUAAAUUUAGAGCAAAACUGGCGCAAAUUUGCAACGACAGUCUUUUUGAUUGGGGUAAUCCAGUCCACCGAAAUUUCGUUAAAGCUAUAAUGAUGACAAGUUGUGAUUUGUCGGGGCAAUGUAAGCCGUUUUACGUCGCAAAGAGAAUCACAGAUAACUUGUAUCGUGAAUUUUAUCAUCAAGGAGACAUGGAAAAAAAGAUGGGUUUGCAUCCUUUAUCCAUAAUGGACAGGGAAAAAACGCAUACCAUUCCCGAGGAUCAGGUCCAGUUUUUAAGCAUUGUUGUUAUUCCUUGCGUGGAUUUGUUAAGGGUUGUUUUGCCCAAUACCGAGGAUUUGUACAAUGAAGCCUGUGCGUUACGUGACACUUGGCAGGAAAUGAUUCAUAAGAGAGGGACAACACCAUCGAAAUAAAUGCACAGUUCUACAAAAAAUCUUGAUAUAAAUAAAUUUAUUUGAGUAAAUAUUACAUAACUGACAUAAUCUAUACAUAAAGCCUAAUUUUCACAAGAUAUAGUAUGGAAACACUUCCAUCAAUUAACUUAUUUUUUCAUAAUUUUAUUAGUAUUUUUAUCAAAGUAUCGUAGGCUUCAUUUCUUCUUAAAAAACUACCAAUCAUAACAUAUACAAUCAUACAUACAUACAUGAUUUUUUAAAAAGAUAUCAGAAGAGAAAAAUAUAUAAUAAUAAAGGUCUUAAUUUCAAAUUUGCAGCAGUACGUAAAAAACUCAGAAAAAGAU